GAUUCUAAUUCGUGUAGAUUCCUCAUUCUAUAUCUUUGGCAAGUGGUUCAACAUCAGAAAAAUUAGGAACAUCAAAAUCCCAGGUCAGCCUGCUCAAAGAUAACGGAGUCGAUCAAACAAGACAACCAGGCGAUCAUAUAGUUAUUAUUCUAUUAAUUAGUACAGCUCCCCAUACCAUGUUCUGUUUAUCAAACCACUGAAGACGAUUUCACCUCUUCUCCGCGCUCUCCUAAUACCAAACCAAAAGGCAAACGCAACUUCUUGUUUCCUUGAUCCUAAAUUCCAUCUUUUAUUUAGAGAUUAGCAGUUCAAUCACACCUCGAAUCGAAUCUAUCGUGCUUACCCUUGUUUGAGCUCAAGACAGAUUCUGAUUCAUCAUAAUCGACUCUAGUUCAUUCCGUUUGAUGCUUGAUUUAGCAGCCCAGAACUAGGGUUUAGAGUCAAUGAAGGCCAUGGAGACUUUACAGGAUCUGAUCGAAGAAGCAAAGCUUCGUACUGUGUGGUGGGCUCUUUGUAUCUUCGCUGUCUCUUACUUCUUAGCACACACAAGUAAAUCAAUGUGGAUGAAUGUUCCUAUAGCAAUACUCAUGGUAUCGGGUUCACGAAUUUUGUUAAACGAAGUUGAAUUCCGUUGGAAGACCAGAAAAAACCGGCCACUAACAUACUUAUCGCACUUAGAAAAGAAGCAAUUAUCUGUGAACGAUUCACGGCUUUCCACCUUGCCUCCCCCGCCUAAAUGGAAGAGGAAAGUCGAUUCUCCAAUGGUGGAGGCUGCCAUGGAGGAUUUCAUUAACAAGCUUUUGCAAGAUUUUGUUGUUGAUCUAUGGUAUUCAGAUAUUACACAAGACAAGGAAGCACCUGAGCUGAUUCGGGCAAUUAUUAUGGAUGUUCUUGCAGAAAUAUCUGCAAGAGUCAAGAACACAAAUCUUGUUGACUUGUUAACGAGGGAUGUGGUUGAUCUAGUUGGGGUCCACCUAGAGCUUUUUUAG
Messenger RNA from Lactuca virosa, 989 nucleotides. NCBI's taxonomy places the organism in Eukaryota, Viridiplantae, Streptophyta, Magnoliopsida, Asterales, Asteraceae. The record is from the annotation of a GenBank genome assembly.